This is a messenger RNA of Seminavis robusta, 2445 nucleotides long. Lineage: Eukaryota; Bacillariophyta; Bacillariophyceae; Naviculales; Naviculaceae. The record is from the annotation of a GenBank genome assembly.
CUAAGCGGCAGUGUUCCCUGCGCUGUUUUUGCGGCGAGUCCUCAUCUCUUGGAUUGCAGGACACAAUCCAUCUCUUCGGAUGUAGGUAACGGUAGAGUAGAAGUCGUCCAACCACCUUACAGCAUACGGGGAUCUUGCAUCUGUAGAUGAUUCAUCCUGAAUGGAGUCAUCGUCGUUCACUGGUGAUUGAGGUCUUCUUGCGGGACGGCUGGGUGCGGCAUCAGAGCUAGCAGUGCUACGGGUGGAUCGUGUGCUCUGGUCAUCCCAACUGGCACCAUUAACCGAAGAUGCAUCGGUUGCCCACCGAUCGAAUACAGGGCAUGAACAUGCGCUGAGUUCAUCAUCGUCGUCUCCGUCGCUAUCACUGUUGUAGCGAAUAGACAUGUCAGGCAUUGAGCUGGCGCUUGAUUCUCCCCAACGAUCCAUUGGUGCGAUGCUUUGAGAUCCAUCCAUAACCCAUGUGGCGUUGUCUUCUUGGUCGCUGUCAGAAGAGUCGCUACAGGAAUCCCAGCACUUCAAAGACCGGUCGCUGGGGUAUCGCUGUUGCAUGCUUUCGAGACGACGCUUCCAAAGAGAUUUCUGGGCCCACACGACAUGGUACUCGCUACUGGGAUCCAAAGGAGAACGAAAGGUUAGCAGUGGCUGGUUGGUAUUUGCAGCUUCUUCUUCUUUCAUGUUCAUCGUUUCUCAACAAGAAAAGAGGGGAGAAAUUUUAUGUGAAUAAUAAAUGAACAACCCCGGCACUUUCUUCACCUGUUGCUGUUCCACAUCAUUCGCCACUAUGGAAAGCUAGAUAGUACUGGUAGCUGCAGCAACAGGAAGACAUUUGAUCACAACCACAUCACGCAUCAUUUGUCCAGGAUGACACUGGUGAUGUUUCGCUGGGUAAAACCAAUGCCGUUUUGCCUCACCUUCUUGGUACAGUACCGGAGCUUUCCGUAUUAGGGAUGGAGGUUGAAUGAUUGACUGGCGUGCAGGAGUUCCCAUCGGAUCAAACUUCUGGAUCCACUCCACGCUUUCAAUUGGAACCCCAAGCCUCUGCGCAACAAGCGAAGCGUCCGCUGUUUGAAAAUACAAGAUCCAAGGUCGGAUCGCUUUCGAUCCAGAGCCGAGCCCCAUCCGUUUGCUGGGGGUCGUUCAGGUCACAAAAAAGGAUUCUAAAGAAGCAGAACGCAAUCCCACGACCACUUGAAGAAAAAGGAAAUUGAAAAAGCCAUGAAACUUUCGUUGUGUAUUCUUCUUCCCGUCAGCAUUGCGCUGGUGGGAGGAUUUGUCCCCCGCCCAAAUGCAGCGAGAGCAAAGGUUUCGCUCAACGCAGGAACCAAUGCCGAUGUGAUGAUGCCCCUCCGAAAGGGAUCUACCUGUGCCCUCAUCACGCCCUUUACUGAAUGGGGAAGAAUUGAUAUCCCAAAUCUAGAAAAGUUGAUUCAGUGGCACUUGGAUGGAGGAACGGACAACCUGUGCAUUUUGGGAACCACGGCAGAAGCUGCCGUCAUGGACAUGGAAGACCGCGCCGUUGUCCUGAAUACGGUCGUCAAGCAUUGCAAGGGGAGAAUCCCGCUCUUGGUUGGCACUGGUACCAUCAACCCUGAAUCAGUCAAGGAAAUGACGCAGCAAGCAAUAGACAUGGGGGCUGACGCAAACUUGCUGGUUACUCCCUACUAUGUCAAACCACCCAUGAGAGGUAUCAUCAAACACUUUACCAAGGUGGCCAACAUGGGCUUGCCCGUCAUCAUGUACAAUGUUCCAGGACGAACUGCCUGUAGUAUGACGGAUGAAACCAUUGCAACUCUGGCGGGACAUGAAAACAUUGUUGGCAUCAAGGACGCGACGGGGGACUUGUCUCGUCUUCAUUCUGUCAAGGCGGCAAUAAGAGCCGAGGGACUCGAUGCCGACAAAUUUCUCUCUUACAGUGGUGACGACGGGACUACAAAAGACUUUCUCCUGCAGGGCGGUGAUGGAUGCAUAUCGGUGACGGCAAACAUUGUGCCGCACAUGAUGACCGAGAUGGUUUGGGCCGCACUCGAUGGCGAUGUCAAGGAAGCUAAUACGCUGAACGAUCGUCUGGCGGACUUGCACAAGGCUUUGUUUGUGGAAAGCAACCCGAUUGCUUGCAAAUGGGCUGCCAAGCGCAUUGGGCUCAUUGACUCGGACUACUGCAAGCCACCUCUUGAUGCCAUGGAAGAGCGUUUUGAGCCAGUGGUGGAUGCAGCGCUGAAAUCAGCCGGUUUCUUGGGUGUCUCGCAUCUACACCACAAGGUAACAACACACGAUGACACAACGUUGCCGAUGCACGAAAGGGUCCCAUUCCUCUAAGGAUCACAGGAGAACUGAAUGCAUGCAUUCAUAAAAGAGGCCGACACGGUAUAGUCACGUUCAGAGCUAACGACCAUAAUUGAUGGUGACUACAGAAUGAUUCAAUCUAAUAAUAAAUGAUACAGUUUU